GAGCUGUUGGGUAGAAUGGAGUUCCGGCAUAACAUUACUCAAUUUUUCUUGCAGACAGCUACUUGCUAUCUUUACUGCCUAGAUAUGGUGCUACCAUCUUUUACUACCUACCUACUGUAAGUGGGCGGCGUGCACACUUGUCUUUCCACCUCUUGCUGUCCGCCAACUUCUUCUCUUCACCCACUUCAUGCUCUCUCUCAAACUUUCAUCAUAUUUCACUUGGCUCCCCACGAAUGAACUCAAUUACCCUGUAGUCGCGCGAUUCGCACAAUUGCACAAUUCGCAAAACGCAAGUCUCGCCCCUCCCGUCUAGUGAUUCGCAAAACUCUCGGACGCCAACUCGAAUGAAUUGCAUUUGCAUUAUUGGCCUACGGUAACCCUUCAGCUCGUCUUUCAUAACUGCAGCCCAGUAACCAAACACGGGAUCUCGAAUUGCAUCGAAUAGUGGCCACUCCUCCCUCAGAUCCUAUUCAGUUACUCUGACCUAAGCCGUGAAUCAGCACACUGAAGAGUGGAAAGCCUGUUGACCAAAAUUCCCCGCAACGUCACACCCUCUGGAUUGCAAUUAGCUCCUGUACUCAUUCCCGGUAGUCCUGUCCUCAUUCCCAUACCCAAAUUUAGAGUCCCGAAAGAUAGAGAUUGAUUCUCACAGCGCGCAAUUCUUAGCAUCGCCACCCCAGACCUUCCUUGGUUCGGGCUUUUAGGAUUUGGCCGGAUCUCAACUCGCACAAGCGAACGAUUGACGUGCUGAGACGUAUUGCAUUAUUGUUCAUAAAUCUUAAAUCGAUUGGGUUUCUAGCUGCGGAUUAUAUUCAGAAAAAAGUGGGCGACCAAACUUAAUAUUUGCGGACAGAGCUUUUGAAAACAAGACCCUCUGGAACAGUGGUUCAUGUCGAAAAGGUUCUUUGGACAUAACACCACCCCUUCCACUUCCGACACUGGCAGGAAUCUCACUAGCUUUAGCCGCAGAGCAGAGGAACAAAAAGACCAGGUUUCAAGGUUGUAUGAGCUUGGACUACUCAGCGACUCGGAUAAAAGAUCCAGGAGACGAGAGAGAGACAAGGUCAAGGAUUUGACCAGUGGAGCCCGCGUUGCAGGAUCCCAUCCCAAAAAGGAUAAUCGAAAAGUUCUUGAACAUACUCGUGGGAUUUCCGAUACCUCGUUCUCUUCGGUCUCCCCUCUAGCCAGUAAGGCGAAUCGUGAUUUCAAACAACGAGCUGGUGGUGGCAUGUCAGGAAUGUUGGACACGGAUAGAACUCGUACUAGGAGGGAGAGGACGUUUGUUGGAAGUGAAUGUUCUGUGUGUGAAGAGCCAUUGGAACACACACUUCGAGGGGAGCGAAUACUACAAUUUUCCUGCGGCCAUGUCUCACAUGAGGCAUGUUUCUACGAAUACAUCAAGGAAAGCGACGCUCAAUAUUGCCCAACUUGCAAUGCGCCCUUAGGUCUGGAUACGAGUCGAGGAGGCAAUGUUCUUGACAUUGAGAAGCUAAGUAGUAUUGUGCGUUCAGUUUCGGCCAGCGACCAGUCCGCGAGGUCAACACCCACGCCCUCGAAUUGGGAAUCCCAAACCGUACGACCGCCCAGUCGCGAAUCCAAUGCUCGAACUACAAGAACAAGAGCGAACAGCCAGGAUACCUAUAUCAGAGACAAUAGCAGAGAUAAUGGUAGCAACAGAGAUAGCAGGGACAGUCGAGAGCGCAUGGAUAGACAUGCACAGCCUUCGAGAAUCUCGCACCAAAGAAACGAUAGCGAAAAUGCUCCAUCAUCUGUUGGGUAUCCAGAGACCGCCACAAGCGGCCCACAUCGCCGCCAUGACUACGAUGUGCAAGCGAUGGAAUCGAAUCUUAUCAGCCCUCGAGCAAGUGUUACAAGAAAUCCCAUACCAGCUCCAGUUGUCAGCAUCCGCUCAGAGUUCCCAACUUUGAACAGGUCCAGACAGCAACAAACUUUGACCUGUCUUAUCACAAUCGAGGUUCCUGACAACAAAUGGCGACCCGACCCAGAUGAUAUUCGAGGUGCCCCUCCACUACCAAAUAUUCGACCUGAAGAUACCUAUGCUCGACCCCCAUCUCCCGCCCAAAGCGCACCACGUUUCUACCCAUAUGAAUCUCCAGAGGUCUUGGACGAAAUCACUGAAGGUUUGAGGACUCGGGUUGAGAACUGGCAUGGUCUAGAUUUCAAUAGAUUUGGAAAACUACGAUUGUAUGGAACUAUUAGAGUUGGAAAGGACAGGCAAUCUUGGCAGGAACUGGAAUGUUUCUUGUUCGCAGAAAUGCUUAUCUGCGUCAAGGAAAAGAAGAUUUCAUCAUCACAGCCUUGGGAUGAAUCCAACGGCGCUCGCAAAAGUACCCGAUGCACCCUCAAAGGUUCAAUAUUAAUCAAAAAGCACUUAAACGAGGUGACUGAAUCAGGAUCUGGUAAUUCUCUUGGACAAACCGAAAAAAUCACCGCAGCUAACUUACGCCCAACUGAAGAUAACAACAUAUUGACCUUGAGUCUCUCAGUGGCAGAACUCCCAUCAUUUCAUCUCAAAUUCGACAAUCGCAAUCAGCUAAAGUUGUGGCAACAGGCAUUAUUGGAUUUGAACGCCAUUGAGGGAUCUCCCGCACGCAGUCCAGAUUACGAUCUCUCCGAGCCAGAAGAAGAAGAAUGGAAUCGCGAUUCUACAGGAAUCCAACGAGCGUCGGUGACUUCCUCGGCGUAUGGACCCAGAUCUGCGACCACCGCACCGAUAGAUUACGCAAAUGCUCCUAGAGGUCUACGGUUACCACCGGCAAUACACGUUCCUGUUGAUAUUGUAGUUGUCAUUCCAAUAUCUUCUUCGAUGCAAGGUGUCAAAAUCACUCUUGUCAGAGAUGCGUUGAAAUUUAUGGUCUCAAACCUGGGAGAUCGUGAUCGUAUGGGUUUGGUCACAUUUGGUUCCAGUGGCGGUGCAGCACCGCUUGUAGGAAUGACUAGUAAAACAUGGAAUGGAUGGCAGCAAAUUCUGGCUUCGAUCAGACCGGUUGGACAGAAGAGUCAUCGAGCCGAUGUUGUGGAGGGUGCCAAUGUGGCAAUGGAUCUUCUUAUGCAACGGAGGUCAAACAAUCCAAUUGCUACAAUUCUUUUGAUUAGUGAUUCAUCCACAUCUGAUACAGAGAGCGUGGAUUUUGUGGUAUCAAGAGCUGAAGCGGCGAAGAUUGCUGUUCACUCUUUCGGACUCGGUAUGACACACAAGCCAGACACCAUGAUAGAAUUAUCAACACGAACCAAAGCUUCUUACACAUACGUCAAAGACUGGAUGAUGUUGCGAGAAUGUCUUGCAGGUUGUCUUGGAGCCCUGCAGACAAUGUCACAUCAAAAUGUGAAAUUAAAGCUUAGACUUCCUGAGGGAUCGCCAGCUAAAUUUGUCAAGAUCAGUGGGGCUUUACAGAUCACUAAGCGUGCAACUGGUAAAGACGCCGAGGCUUCUUUGGGGGAUUUGAGAUUUGGCGAUAAGAGGGAUAUUCUAGUGCAGCUAGUUAUUGCUCCCGAUAAUGCUUCGCAAGAGCAACUCGCUCAAGACCCAUGGGACUCUAUAGUUUCUGGUCUUGAAGCUCUUGGUGGGUCACUUGAUCAAGAAGAUCAAAGAGUUGUAUCAAUAGAGGAAGUUCCUCUGAUCCAAGCUGAUCUCACCUGGGGAGAUAUCCUCAGAGAUGGCACACUUACUCACUUACCCCGCCCUUCACUCUUAGCAAUCACGAUGCUUCCUGCACCAACAAAUCAGAAGAAGCACACGACGUGGAACAGUGCACCACCCAUUCCACCCCACCCAAGCGUCGUUCAACGACGCAUGGAACUUCUUACCUCCGACAUGCUCACACGGGCUCUCACAUUGGUUUCUCGCGGCCAGCACGAUCGCGCACAGCAUCUUCUAAGCGAGACACGAUCCAUUCUGAAAGGAUUGGGAAAAGGUGGACUCCCACCUAUUCCCCCUCCACCUUCCAAAUCUCCCAAUCGCAAUCUCUCAUCCCGCACGGGUUCUUCGUCGCCCACGAACCGUACCCCAGAUCGACGCCGUACCCCUUCUCCCACAUCUGCUACAACGAUGACCUCGAACCACACUCUCGGCGCGAUUCCCCGACAUCGAUCGAAUGAUGCGCUUUCGGCAAUUGUUACAGCACCAGGCAUUGAUCUCAACACCGUUGCGGCUCUGGAUGCGGAGUUGGAGGCGAGUCUCGAAUGGAUUAAUCAUCCUGCUGUGUUUGGUAGGGAUAGCAGAAAAGCCGUCCUGCAAGCUAUUGGAGUGAUCAGCAGCCAGCGCGGAUAUACGUUCCGAACCACGGUGGAAAGUCUCUGGGCAGGACGCGUGAGCGGGAUCAAGAGAAUGACGGAUCGGAGUCGGGAAUGGAGAGAGGAAGGAGGUGGUGAGGUGGGGAUUAUGGAAGAGAGUUAAUUCUUCGUCUACUCUGCAUUUACUUGCAUUCUUCUACUCUCUCACACACUCCAUCUUUUCAUUUAAAUGAUACCUCAUAGUUGUUUUCUUACGACUGUCUGUUUUUUUUUUUUUUUUUUUUUUUUUUCACAUUUCAUGAUCGAUUCUUCACGAGAUGGACAUUUCAUUAUUUAUUGUACCAUAUUUUCAGCGCGAGGUUAGCGCAUUUUGAGCACGGCGGAAUCGUUUUUCUGGUUACUAUAACACACAUACCCCUUUUGUUAUCCAUGGAUAUAUUUUUUUCUCUUUAUUUCAUUUCUUCACGACUCGAAUCUUUGUCCUUCGGUCGUUAUUCUCUUUUUCUCCCCCUCUCCCUUCAAGGGGCUGUGGAGAGGAUUUGGUGGUGUUAGGAUAUGGAUUGGGAAAAAAAAUUGGAUUAUAGGAGGAAUUCUUCGGGGCUUGAGAUGAUCCGAUUUUUUCUUUUCUUUUAUAUGAUGUGAUGAUGAUGGAUGAGAGGAUUUUGUUUUAUAGUUGCUUUUGGGGGUGGUAGGGUAGGGUAGGAUGGGAAUUUUGGAGUGGAUGGAGAUGGGUUGGUUGGGGAGUGCGUGGUACGUGUAUGCCAUGAGAUGGAUGGAAUGGAAUGACGUGAUAGGAUGGGAUGGGAGAUAGAUAAUGAAGAAAUGGAGAGAGAUAUCUUUUAUUGCCCA
This is a messenger RNA of Botrytis cinerea B05.10, 5103 nucleotides long. RefSeq names its product BcFar1 (gene BcFar1). Lineage: Eukaryota; Fungi; Ascomycota; Leotiomycetes; Helotiales; Sclerotiniaceae. The transcript has 5 exons. The record is from RefSeq and is a predicted model, not a curated record. The coding region runs from base 890 to 4417 and encodes 1175 amino acids.